Puccinia graminis f. sp. tritici CRL 75-36-700-3 is the source of this 504-nucleotide messenger RNA. Its product is annotated as ubiquitin-conjugating enzyme E2 W. The transcript has 7 exons. Lineage: Eukaryota; Fungi; Basidiomycota; Pucciniomycetes; Pucciniales; Pucciniaceae. The record is from RefSeq and is a predicted model, not a curated record. Bases 1 to 504 code for a protein of 167 amino acids.
AUGGCUCGCAUCUCCACGAAAAGAUUGACCAAAGAACUUUCAGAUCUCCAAGACGGAGGCUGCCCCGUGGGAUGUGCACUGAUCCAAGCUGAUGAUCUCGUCGAAUGGAAAAUAAAAAUUACUGGACCGCCCGAAACGCUGUACUCGAAUGAGAACUUUCUACUUCGUUUUCGAUUCUCUCCCCAGUAUCCUAUCGAGGCACCUGAGGUCGUCUUCUUCGUCAGUCCAUCAACCGCAACCGGGCACUCUGAGAAAGGUCCUGAAGAGGAGAAAUGGGCUGCGCCCGAACAUCCGCACAUCUAUAGUAAUGGUCAUAUCUGCGCUUCCAUACUUUCGACAGGCUGGAGUCCGGUAUUGAAUUGUGCUGCAAUUUGCUUGACCAUACAAUCUAUGUUAGCCUCUUGCAAAAAGAAGGAACGACCUGUUGACAACGACCGAUACGUGCGGAACGCUCCCAUAUCACCCAAGAAUACUCGGUGGCACUUCGACGAUGAUACUGUUUGA